Erythranthe guttata (spotted monkey flower) is the source of this 837-nucleotide messenger RNA. RefSeq lists its product as hypothetical. The record is from RefSeq and is a predicted model, not a curated record. Lineage: Eukaryota; Viridiplantae; Streptophyta; Magnoliopsida; Lamiales; Phrymaceae.
ACGCAAGGUACCACCUUUUUUCUUCCCACUUGCAGUUUGUACUGAAACAGAACAACGGGGAAGAAGAAGAAGAAGAUAAUAUUUGCUUCAAUUUCAAUUUUUGAUUUAAUUAUUUAAAUAAAAAUGCCAAUUAAGAGUGAACCUUCCACUCCGCCGCCGAGUAUCGGCAAGAUCGGGCCGUACACCGUGUUUGUCACUCCUCCGGCGACGCCCAAACCGGAAUUUACCUCAGUACAGAAACCGGUUCAGCCGCUUACUCCUCCGCCGGUUAUGGCUCCUCCGGCUCAAUUCUACAAGGAAACCCCUUCUUCGUAUGCUUUCUUCUCGGACGCCGUUGCCAAAUUUCAAAACGCACAUGAGAAUUUGGAUGAACACGUGGCACAUUGGUUUGGAUUGAACCAGUCAAAAUAUCAGUGGGCAUUAGAUGAUUACUACCAAAACAAUGAGAAGAAUAAGAGAGAUGAUAAACCAAAGAUUAAAGAAGGCAAAGUAGAGAUUGUAUGAUUCAGACAAAUGCUUAUGAUCAGGUAAGAUAGUUCACUAAACCUUGGAUAGCAGCUACAUAUUGUUGUAUUAUUUUUAAUAUUUACACUGAAAUUAAAAGAAAAUGUCUGCGUAUAUUUUGCAAUUUGAUUCGAUAACCAGAUAAAACGGAACAAGAUCGACUGGAGUUCGUUGUUUACAUAGUUCUAGUGUUGCUUAACAUGUACAUUAACUUGUUUGCUAUUUAGUUACACGAAUUUCUAGAGAGAGCGUAUCUUGGAAAAGGAGAAACCUUUGUAACCCUCGUAAGCAUACCUGCAGUUUUUCAGCAUCAAAGAAUUAAUUUGGUCUCGA